Molecule: messenger RNA, 1017 nt
Organism: Zasmidium cellare ATCC 36951
Lineage: Eukaryota; Fungi; Ascomycota; Dothideomycetes; Mycosphaerellales; Mycosphaerellaceae
Exons: 1
Coding region: 1-1017 (338 amino acids)
Source: RefSeq, a predicted model, not a curated record
AUGCUCGACUCCAUGAACCUUCAAAAUGGAAUGACGAGAGCCAUGAUCUACAAUGGGGGGCUAUACGUGAUCGCGUCGAAGUCAUCAGGUGAAGACCACAGACGCAAAACGGUCGCAAUCCUCAGCGCCAUGUACAGAGCUCUCGCCGCGGCGCAGGACAGAGCAUGGAUCCCCAAUAUCGAGUUCAUCUUCUCAGUAGAAGACAUGGCCACCGAUGUGACGGGCAGCAAAUCACAACCGCUCUGGGUCUUGGCCAGAAAGGCGACUGAGAGGGCCUUCUUCCUUCUACCAGACUUCGGCUUCUGGGCUUGGGACAACAUGAUCGAAGGCAAGAACAACGAGAUUGGUCCUUAUGACGAAGUCGUCGACAAAGCAAUGUUUUUGGAAGAGGGCACCGACUUCGACAGCAAGAUCCCUCAACUUGUCUGGCGCGGGAAGCUGAGCUUCGCCCCGAAGUUAAGAAGAGCGCUUCUCGAUGCCAGUGGAGGUGCCGACUGGAACGACAUCAAAGAGAUCAACUGGCGAGUAAAAGACAACUUCCUCUCCCUGGACGAACACUGCAAGUACAUGUUCAUUGCGCACGUCGAAGGCAGAUCAUACUCAGCAUCACUGAAGUACCGACAAGCCUGCCGAUCCGUCAUUGUCGUGCACAAGUUGCAAUACAUCCAACACCACCACUACCUCCUCGUCUCCGACGGUCCACACCAAAACUACGUCCAAGUCGAGCGCGACUUCUCCGACCUCGCCACCAAAAUGGACGACCUCAUCGACAACCCCGACAAGGCCAAGAUGAUCGCCGACAACAGCGUGCAAACAUUCCGUGAGCGAUACCUCACACCAGCCGCAGAGGCGUGCUACUGGAGAGCGCUGUGGCAGGGGUACGGCCAAGUUUCCGACCGCGCACAUCUGUGGCACGACUCCUUGACCGGUAGGAAGGUCAAGCGUGGGCUGAGAUAUGAAAUGUUUGUGUUGCUGUCGAGCGAGGAGAUGUUGGAUUUCAAGGUCAGCUCGGGCUGA